CUAUCUCGGAGUCUCAGCGAACCGAGAAGAAACAUGAAGCUCUCCCGCACUCUAGUGGCGGUCGCGGCCGUGACGGCGCUCCUCUGCCUGGCGGCGGCGGACCCUCAGCCGGAGGAAUAUGAGGGCGGCCGUAGGCGUGGGCGCGGGCGGGGUCGAGGGGGACGUCGCGGCGGCGGGGGGAAAGUCGGAGCGGCGGUGGGCGGCAGCGGGAGCAGCGGGACGAGCUUCGGCAGCAGCAGCAGCGGAAAUCUUCUGGGAGGAGGUUUCGACACCAGCAGCGGCGGCACCUUCGGCAGCAACGUCCCCGGCGGCAACUUCGGCAGCAGCAGCGGCGGCACCUUCGACGGGUCCAGCGUCAGCUUCGGCAGUAGCAGCGGAGGCAGCUUCGGGACCGGCGGAGGCGGCGGCUUCGGCAGCACCACAGGCGGAGGCGGAGGAGGCUUCGGGGCCACGGCUGGGGGCGGAGGCGGAGGCUUCGGCAGCGCUGCAGGAGGGGCUGGCGGUCUAGGUGGAGGCUUCGGCGGCGGAGCGGGAGGCAGCGGAGGUUUCGGCGGCGGCGCUGGCGGCCAUAGCGGAGGCUUCGGCGGCGGUUCUGGAGGCGCAACUGGCGGAGGCUUCGGCGGCGGUUCUGGAGGCGCAACUGGCGGAGGCUUCGGCGGUGGUUCUGGAGGCGCAACCGGCGGAGGCUUCGGCGGCGGUUCUGGAGGCGCAACUGGCGGAGGCUUCGGCGGCGGUUCUGGAGGCGCAACCGGCGGAGGCUUCGGCGGCGGCUCAGGAGGGGCAGCCGGCGGAGGCUUCGGUGGCGGAGCAGGAGGCAGCGGAGGUUUCGGUGGCGGCGCUGGCGGUCUCGGUGGAGGUUCUGCUGGCGGCGGUUUUGGCACCGGUGGAGGCUUCGGCGGCGGUGCCGGAGGAUCUGGUGGCGGAGGCUUCAGCGGAGGAGCAGGCGGCGCUGGCGGCUUUGGAGGUCUUGGUGGCGCCGGGGGUGGCUUCGGAGGCGGUGGCGCUGGCGGAGCCACAAGCACCAGUGGAGCUAGCGCAGGCGGCUUUGGCGGCGCAACUAGUUCCAGCGGGGCCGCCAGUGGUGGCGCCGGAGGUUCUGCCAGUUCUAGUGGAGCUGCCAGCGGAGGCUUCGGAGGCGCUGCUAGCUCCAGUGGGGCCGCCAGUGGUUUCGGAGGCGCUGCUGGUUCCAGCGGAGGUGCAGGCGGCGGCGGCGGCGGGAGUGGCGGAAGCGCACCCGUCCCAUCGGUCGUCGGCAGCCCCAUCGGAGCACCAAGCACCGGUUACAAUCCACCAAGAGGUUAAAAUGCCCACGUAGACGGCAACAGCAUAUCGGCGAUGAAUGGUUGUUUGGAGGAAUGGCCUUGUUUGGGCGAUUACUCUAACUUCUGUGUGAAAUUGCCUUGUUUGCGGUAACUUCGCUGACUUCUAUGUGUGAAAUUGCCUUGUUUGGGUAAUUACGCUGACUUCUUUGUGUGAAAUUGCCUUGUUUGUGUAAUUACGAUGACUUCUUUGUGGAAUUAGGAAUAAAACUGUGGUUUUGA
Molecule: messenger RNA, 1541 nt
Organism: Penaeus indicus
Lineage: Eukaryota; Metazoa; Arthropoda; Malacostraca; Decapoda; Penaeidae
Exons: 3
Coding region: 34-1302 (422 amino acids)
Source: RefSeq, a predicted model, not a curated record